Messenger RNA from Vicia villosa (hairy vetch), 970 nucleotides. Its product is annotated as monothiol glutaredoxin-S10-like. The transcript has a single exon. The coding region runs from base 211 to 519 and encodes 102 amino acids. The record is from RefSeq and is a predicted model, not a curated record. NCBI's taxonomy places the organism in Eukaryota, Viridiplantae, Streptophyta, Magnoliopsida, Fabales, Fabaceae.
UUAAUUUCAAUCACAUCACAAACAUAACACCCUUUCAUUUCUAAUACAAUCAUUCAAGACGUCUUCUUUGAGCCGUUUUAUUACUCUUAAAUCAGUCUGAUCUUUGAAAUUUUAGGGUUUUCUUCUGGCUCGAGCGAAUUCUAAUCAAAUUAUAUAUUGUAAUAUAUAAUCGUUUUAAGUGCAACAAAAAACACAUAUUUAUACAUUUAGAUGGACCGAGUAUCGAAAUUGGCGUCGCAAAAGGCGGUGGUGAUUUUUAGCAAGAGUUCAUGUGGGAUGAGCCAUGCAAUUAAGAGGCUAUUCUAUGAGCAAGGGGUUGGUCCAGCAAUCUAUGAGCUUGAUGAAGAUAAAAGAGGGAAGGAAAUGGAAUGGGCUCUCAUAAGGUUAGGAUGUAACCCUAGUGUUCCGGCAGUGUUCAUUGGUGGCAAGUUUGUUGGUUCAGCCAAUAUAGUCAUGACCCUUCAUCUCAAUGGCUCACUCAAGAAAAUGCUUAGAGAUGCUGGUGCUCUUUGGCUUUAGGCAAAUACAUAUCAUGGAAGCUCAUAUUCUAGUGCAAAUGCAAACAUCCAAAAAUGGUUUUGUUUUUAUAAUAUCAUAAUUAACCAAGUCCUCUUUUUUGUGAGACCUUGAGGCUUUAACAAUAUGCAUUGUAUUAGAAUAAUCUUGGUUACUUCCAAUAUAAUUUUGAGUUAUAUAACUUUCUCUUUGAAGUAUUUACAACUACUCUAUGUCUCUAAUUAUAAGUUUCCAAUGUGAAUCUCAUCUUAAGGUGAAGGUUUAUGAUUUAAGAGAGAGAAAAUAAAAUAGGGUUUAAACUAUGAUUUGAAGAUUCUUAGUUACGUAUCCAUGCAUGCCCCAUUAAUUUUGGAAUAACAUUUAGAUAAAUUCUAUGGGGGAGGUGCAUAGCAACAACAAGGUAGAUGACAUAUGCAUGUUGGAGUCUCUAUCAUUGCGAAAUUAAGUUGGAUAU